UGUGACGGUCAGGUUAUAUAUUUAUUUAAUCUCCUCUCUCUGUCGCUCUCUUUCUAUCUGCAAUUCGUUUGUCUUUCCUUUUAUUACGUCGUAGUCCAGUGUUUCCCGGUACGACGCCGCAUAUCGGAAUCAUCAGAAACAAACAUCCACAUAUCCAAACAAAUCAAAUACAAACAAACCUACAAAAUGGCAUCCACAACACCAUCAACAACCACCCAACCAACCCCUCUAAACACAACCCUUACCUCCGAUCCAACAUCCUCCACCUCCACUGAACCAAUCUCCAUCUCCCCAACAACCAAUACAGAACAACACCGCACAGACGGCCGCCGCAACUCCUUCGGCGAGAUCCUACCUUCUCCCACUGAGAGCUGGAAACCGACCUUCAAUCGCGUGCAGAGCUGGAAUCGCGAGGAUCGGAAGAGGGAGAUCGUUUUGCAGAGGGAGAUUGCCGCGCAUGAGGGGUAUGGUGGGGGGUUUAGUGAGAAGAAGUAGUUGAUAUCAACGAACGCAGAGUAUUGGGAAAGGAGCUGUGACAAUGCAAUGAAAGGGGAUGAAUGGCGUUUGGGUUUGGUGCGGUACUUGCUUGCCUUAAGGGAGAGGAUGGAGAAAGGAUGGAAAGAGAUUCAGAUUGAUGAAUGGGUACACACUUGCAUACAUGGGUUUCGGCUUGGGUGGGGUUUUCUGCAUGAGUUUUUCAAUGGGACGAGGGAAAUGCAUACAUACCUACGUUGGUUUCUGUGCUUCGAGUCUUGGGGCCACGGUGAUGUGAAAUCUUCUUCUGUGGUGUCGUGUUCGAGUGCUGUUC
Molecule: messenger RNA, 808 nt
Organism: Mollisia scopiformis
Lineage: Eukaryota; Fungi; Ascomycota; Leotiomycetes; Helotiales; Mollisiaceae
Exons: 2
Coding region: 187-495 (102 amino acids)
Source: RefSeq, a predicted model, not a curated record